Molecule: messenger RNA, 1060 nt
Organism: Hemibagrus wyckioides
Lineage: Eukaryota; Metazoa; Chordata; Actinopteri; Siluriformes; Bagridae
Gene: emc7b
Product: ER membrane protein complex subunit 7b
Exons: 5
Coding region: 140-844 (234 amino acids)
Cellular component (GO): EMC complex
Molecular function (GO): carbohydrate binding
Source: RefSeq, a predicted model, not a curated record
UGAUCGCGGAGAACAUCCACUUCCGGUAUUAGGACUCGUUGCCCUGAGUGAGCGCUUACUGCCGAGCAAUCUGGUUGAUUUAAGGGUCACUGCUAUCUAUUGCACGUUACAACAACACGCUCGUCGUGUAGCAGCUGCGAUGCGGCAUCUUAAAAGGAUAUUAGACGCAUAUGUUGUUUUACAGUCCGCGUUUGUGCUGUCGUGCUGCUUCGUCGAGUCGGAGCCCGGGCCUGGUGCGGGGAAUGGAGACCGCUUCAAGAUCGAGGGCCGUGCGAUUGUCUCAGGUGUUAAAGCGCAGGACUGGGUCUCUUCAGCCCGGGUCCUGGUAGAGGGCGGCGAGUAUAUCGGAUUUCUCAGGACCGAUGGGAGUUUCGUGGUGCAUGAUGUUCCAUCUGGAUCCUAUGUAGUUGAAAUCAUGUCUCCAUCUUACAAAUUCGAGCCAGCCCGAGUGGACAUCACAUCUAAAGGCAAAAUGAGAGCCCGUAUGGUGAACUACAUCAAGACCUCAGAGGUAGUCCGACAGCCGUAUCCCCUCCAGAUGAGAGCCAGUGGACCACAUUCAUACUUUAUGAAGCGAGAGACGUGGGGGUGGACAGAUUUCCUCAUGAAUCCGAUGGUCAUGAUGAUGGUACUUCCCUUACUAAUCAUCGUUCUUCUUCCAAAAGUGUUCAACACCAACGACCCUGAAAUGAGAAAGGAGAUGGAGCAGUCCAUGAACAUGCUGAACCCUAAUCCAGAGUUGCCAGAUGUCUCAGAAUUCAUGACCAAGCUCUUCUCAAAGGGAUCCAGCAAGCCAGGGGGAAGCAACAAAGGCAGCAGGAACGCAGCAUUGAAAAGGAGGUAGUGCUGCUAACGAAGACUGGGGUGUUUUUUUUUGUUGUUGUUGUUGUGGUUUUUUGUUUAUUUUUUAAUUAUUUUUGUGACAAAUUGUUUUGUGGCCCAUUUUUCAUUUCUCACAAUAAAACUAACUAACUGUAACUGAUAAGUUUGACCUUGACUUGGCAGGGCUGUAUAUUAUGUACACAUUUUCUUUCUUUCCUUCUUUUUUUUUUUUUUUUUU